AUGUUGGGUAUUGAUUUCCAGAAGUCCUCCAAAGGGAAAUGGCCAACGCCACCAUUCGACCCGCGCUUCCCCAACCAGAAUCAGACCCGUAACUGCUACCAGAACUUCCUGGACUACCAUCGCUGCGUCAAGAGCAUGAACCUCCGCGGGAAGAGUACACAGCCCUGCGAGUAUUAUUUCCGCGUGUUCCACUCGCUGUGCCCCAUAAGCUGGGUGCAGCGCUGGAACCAGCAGAUCAAGGACGGGACUUUCGCUGGCAAAAUCUGACGGCCUGAGCGCGGCUCUCCGAGAGAUCAGUCCCAGUGACUGCCCCUAAAGGGGCCCCGCCACCCCAAACCCCCUCCCGUCCAUCUCUAAGCCAUAAAUA
Phacochoerus africanus (Common warthog) is the source of this 367-nucleotide messenger RNA. RefSeq names its product cytochrome c oxidase subunit 6B2. Lineage: Eukaryota; Metazoa; Chordata; Mammalia; Artiodactyla; Suidae. Bases 1 to 267 code for a protein of 88 amino acids. Gene Ontology annotation, cellular component: mitochondrial crista; mitochondrion; respiratory chain complex IV. The transcript has 3 exons. The record is from RefSeq and is a predicted model, not a curated record.